Messenger RNA from Helianthus annuus (common sunflower), 1138 nucleotides. Its product is annotated as probable WRKY transcription factor 17. The coding region runs from base 139 to 930 and encodes 263 amino acids. The record is from RefSeq and is a predicted model, not a curated record. Lineage: Eukaryota; Viridiplantae; Streptophyta; Magnoliopsida; Asterales; Asteraceae. Gene Ontology annotation, biological process: regulation of DNA-templated transcription. Gene Ontology annotation, molecular function: sequence-specific DNA binding; DNA-binding transcription factor activity. The transcript has 3 exons.
ACCAAAGCAUUUGUCCUAUUUUAAUCAAAAAGGUCAAACCAUAUCAUCUCCUUUGACUCCCAAUUUCCUUAUAACCCCCACCCCCAUUUCAUUUCUCUCUUCCAUUCAACCUCCAUUAGCAACUUCAAAGAACCAAAAAUGGCAGUAGAUUUCGUCGGAAUUCAAUCCGUUCAACACCUUAACCGCAUCUUCCAGGUAACAAAUCACGAAUUCGCCGUAUCUUCCAACUGUAAUCCUCCAGUUUCCGCCAUAAAACGUACCGGUCACGCCCGCUUCCGUCGUGGACCAUCACCGGCGCUCUCUGAUUCUCACGCGCCCUCCACUUCUACACAAUCGGCACCGGCUUUUUUCCGGUCAGGUGAGUGUGAUUUUACUAGAUCGGUGACGGAUACGACGUCGUCUUCGUCUAGGUCAACGAAUUCAUCCUCGUUGUUAUCUCCGUUAACUGGAGGAAUAGGAGAAGAAGCAAGUGUUUCGAACGGUAAACAGUUCGCCGGAUUAGGUAUAGUCGCUCCGACACCGGCGUUUUCCUCGAGGAAACCGCCGCUUCCAUCGUCUCACCUGAAAAGGUGUUCCGUUUCGUUGUACGGAUCUAGAUCUGACAAUCACUCCGGUUCACGUAACAGUUGUCACUGCUGCAAGCGAAGGAAAAUCUCAGCAAAACGUGUAAUCAAAAGAGUUCCGAUCACCGGAUCUAAGUUCGCAAGCGUACCGGCGGACGAUUAUUCGUGGAAAAAGUACGGCGAGAAGAGGAUCGACGGUUCACCAAACCCUAGAGUUUACUACAAGUGUAGUACCGGAAAAGGAUGUCCGGCGAGGAAGUGUGUGGAGUUAGCGGUGGACGAUUCGAAGAUGCUGAUUGUGACGUACGCCGGAGAACACGUUCACCGGCGGGAUACGGUGGAGAUAGUGACAGGUUUGACCGGUUGAGUGGUACAGUCAAAGUGAGGAUUGGGAGUUGGGACCGCUGUAGGAUAUAUCACAACUUUCUAUAUAGUCAAUUGUUGCAGGCCAAAACAGGCUUUAUUAUUAUUGUUUACUUUAGUUUUUUUUAUAUAUAUUUUUAGUGGUGGUUGUGAUUUGUGAAUUAUAAAAAUGUAGAUUAAAUUAAAUAUGAAUUUGAAUGGGAAUUGGUUUC